This is a messenger RNA of Actinia tenebrosa (Australian red waratah sea anemone), 1011 nucleotides long. RefSeq names its product protein sidekick-1. NCBI's taxonomy places the organism in Eukaryota, Metazoa, Cnidaria, Anthozoa, Actiniaria, Actiniidae. Gene Ontology annotation, molecular function: cytokine binding; cytokine receptor activity. Gene Ontology annotation, cellular component: signaling receptor complex; external side of plasma membrane. Gene Ontology annotation, biological process: cytokine-mediated signaling pathway. The record is from RefSeq and is a predicted model, not a curated record.
AUGGCCAUUUGGAACAAGGUGGUUCCCAUUGAAGAUCUGUCACCCCUUAUCGAUUUGAUAAAAGAUAAUGGAGGAGAAACCAAUCUUUCUUUAUCGCUGAGAAUACCUGGAUUAACAUGGAAUUCCAAAUACGGAUCCCAAACUUCUACAGAAUACAAAGAGUUAAAACAAAAACUAAUCAAUAAUGUAACAUUUGUCGAUGGUAUGUAUGGAAAGCAGUAUCAUACGAAUACUCAGUUGGUCUCAAUCCAGAGAAUAGCAGGAAUGCCUAGUGGGCAUAACGUGGUAGCUAAUCUAAAAAUCAGCUUUACCCAAUUAAAACACACUACAGCCAUUGAACUGCAGGAGAUCCUAGAGAACUUAAUAAUCGGUGGUCAGAAUACCGAGAUAGUAGAGUGUUCAUCGGAUGAUAACUUUUUUUGCAGCAUUCCAACUAACGUAAACGUACGACCAGGAAAAAAGUCAACGGAAAUCGUUGUCGGUUGGAAGACAUUCACCGAUGGAUUCAAUGACAACGGUUACUAUAGACACCACCGAUUUGUCUAUAAUAUUAGCAGCACAGCUAAUGGUACGACAACUUGGGCUGACACCUUGUCUACUGGUAUUUCCAUUGUUGGAGGUCUCAAACCAUUCACUCAUUACUGUAUUCGCAUGGCUAUAGAGAGCUUCAAGGCCAGUGGUUUCUUCAGCGAACCAAAAUGUACCAGAACAAAUCAAGACAAGCCAAGCAUUCCGCCAAUAAUCCUGUCCGCCUACAACACAAGUCACGUGAGCAUAUUUGUAGAAUGGAAUCAAACAAUACCACGUGCUGGAUGGAACGGCAUUCCGAUUGGUUACCAAGUGGAUUGGGUAGUAGGGAAUAGGAAUUUUGGUAUCAACGAUUCAUAUUACAACAUAACGACAGGCUUGAGACCGUACACAUGGUACACGAUCAAGGUCAGCGGUAGGACCAUUGUGGGUGCUGGGGCAUCAAACGCUGUUCAAGUUAGGACAUCAGAAUGGUGUAAGUAA